AUGGCCACCUAUCAAGUCCGACAUCUCGCCUCUAAGCAAGAUCACACCCGCCUAUGGAUCCUCCUGAACCCCCACAAAACAUCCUCUCCAAGUGAUCGACUCCCCAUUAUAAACCCUGAAAUCGAAGCCUUCCACAAAAGACUCCCCUCCUAUAACUCCACUCCCCUCCACAAUCUCCCAACCAUAGCCUCAGAACUAGGCAUCGCGUCCCUCCUCCUCAAAGAUGAAUCCACGCGCUUCGGCCUCCCAGCCUUCAAAAUCUUAGGGGCAAGCUGGGCAAUUCAUAAAUCUGUCUGCCAGCGCUUCUCCCUUCCCGUCGACUCCUCACUAGAAAAUGUCCGCGUCGCUCUGAGAAAGGAUGACAUUCGACUCGUGACGUGCUCCGAGGGGAACUGGGGAAGGGCCGUAGCGAGAAUGGGAAAGAUUUUGGGAGUUGAGGUUCGCGUUUAUGUUCCUGGUUUCAUGAGUGUUUUCACCCAGAAUUUGUUACGUGGUGAGGGCGCGGRGAUUGUWGUUUUGGAGCGAGGAAGUUAUGAUGAUGCUAUUGCUGCGACGCGACAUGAAGCGGAGAGGGAUGUUGAGCGGGCGUUGAUGGUUAUGGAUACUAGUUGGGAGGGAUAUGAGGAGAUUCCAAAGUGGGUGACUGAGGGAUAUGGAACCAUGUUGACGGAGACGGACCGGCAAGCUGCUGAGUAUGGUGUUAAACCCAACACAUUCAUUGUUUCGGUCGGUGUAGGUUCUUGGGCACAUUCGGUCGCGGCACAUUACCAGGCUGAAGGUAAUCGUGUUAUUGCCGUGGAGCCCACUGUCGCUGCUUCGCUGAAGGAGUCGCUGCAUUGUGGUGCUCCAACACCGAUUGAGACGGGCGAGACAAUUAUGGCGGGUAUGUGUUGCGGCACGACCUCUGUCGUGGCCUGGCCAAUACUCCGCGAUACGCUCCACGCUGCUGUGACGGUCUCUGAUGCUGAGUCUCAUCAAAGUGUCCUUGAUCUACGAGCUUUGAACGUGGAUGCUGGACCUUGCGGCGCCGCCACGCUGGCAGCACUACGAAAGUAUGUCGCAGACGUGACAGAGGAUGAAAGAAAGAACAUGUCAGUCGUGCUAUUCAGCACUGAAGGUGGUGGRGAGUACGAUGUGCCUUGUGCAGUAAGUACAUAG
Molecule: messenger RNA, 1158 nt
Organism: Ramularia collo-cygni
Lineage: Eukaryota; Fungi; Ascomycota; Dothideomycetes; Mycosphaerellales; Mycosphaerellaceae
Product: related to diaminopropionate ammonia-lyase
Exons: 2
Coding region: 1-1158 (385 amino acids)
Source: RefSeq, a predicted model, not a curated record